Molecule: messenger RNA, 573 nt
Organism: Trematosphaeria pertusa
Lineage: Eukaryota; Fungi; Ascomycota; Dothideomycetes; Pleosporales; Trematosphaeriaceae
Exons: 4
Coding region: 1-573 (190 amino acids)
Source: RefSeq, a predicted model, not a curated record
AUGAAGCUCGCACUUCUCGUCCUAGGCAUUCUCACCCUUGUAGCCGCCCAAGGCGCUGCUCCCUCCGACCCCGCCAUGCCAGAAAUCAUGGACAACUUUGAGGAGGUCCUGAAGAGCCCGGACACCGGAGUCGCCGAGGGGGGUUGCCCCAAGAAAUGCAGCGCCGAGUACAACAGGUGCCUGAAGUACGACUGCUGGAUCAAAGAGUGGAACUGCGCCAAGAUCUGCAUGAUGUAUACAUGCGGCACCGCAAAGCUCAGGGAUGUGAGCCUGCAAGCUUUGCCAGUGGUGCUAAAUUUUCCCUUCGGCGGGGCCUGGGCUAGCUUUACGGCGCUGUUGGGAUUCGCGGCUGGUCUCUCUGGACACGGUUCUAUAGGCGGCCCGGUCGACGCGCUGCAGGGCUUGACGAGUUUUGCAGCUCACAAGGAUCUCAUCCAAUGGAUUCCCUUCUCCAACGUUUACCCCGACGUUGUGUCUCCCCUCAUUCACCACUACACUCUGCGACCAGAGUGCUCGGCACGCACCCUAUCAUUGCACUUCAUGGACUGCAAGAAAAUACUGCUAUCGAGAUAA